Nasonia vitripennis (jewel wasp) is the source of this 6331-nucleotide messenger RNA. RefSeq names its product mothers against decapentaplegic homolog 4 (gene Med). Gene Ontology annotation, cellular component: heteromeric SMAD protein complex. Gene Ontology annotation, molecular function: I-SMAD binding; DNA-binding transcription factor activity, RNA polymerase II-specific; RNA polymerase II cis-regulatory region sequence-specific DNA binding. Bases 791 to 2851 code for a protein of 686 amino acids. NCBI's taxonomy places the organism in Eukaryota, Metazoa, Arthropoda, Insecta, Hymenoptera, Pteromalidae. Gene Ontology annotation, biological process: anatomical structure morphogenesis; cell differentiation; transforming growth factor beta receptor signaling pathway. The record is from RefSeq and is a predicted model, not a curated record. The transcript has 11 exons.
GCGCGAGAGAAAGAGCGAGACGGCGCGCGACCGCGGGCCGACAACAACACAUUGCGCACAAUAUCGCGCACAAAGCGCGAGUGAGAUGGAGCUCUUCGCAGUGCAAGUUGCAAACUCUCCGCCGCGCGGCAAGUAAGCGAAUAAGAGAAGGAAAGAGAGAGGGAGAGAGAGAGAGAGAAGCUGCUGUGCGUGUAUCAUAUACCCGCACAUAAUCCCUACGCACCGAGCGACUAAGUAUAUGUAUACGAGAGGAAGAGAGAAAGAGAGGAAGCGCGCUCGAGAGCAAGGAAGACGGCGCUGCGUCAGAGAGUGCGCAAAACCAGCCCGCAGCAGCAGCAGCAGUAGCAGGGCAUAUUAUGGCAACAACAAAACCGUGAGAGAAAGAGAGAGAGAGGGAGAGAGAGAGAGAGAGAGAGAGAGCGCGCAAGCGAAGCUGGACCACGACGCCAAGUGAGAGAGAGAGAGGGAAGAGUCGGAGCACGUCAUCGUCAGAGGCAGACCUCGGCUCUUGUUGUUAUCCGGCUGUAUAGUGUACCCCAUCAGUAUCAGCAGCAGCAGCAGCAGCAGCAGUAGCCCACGGAGAUAGAACAGCGGAUCGGCUAUAGAUGGUCGAGCAUAAAGGGCUGGAGUCUUUCGGCAUCCGACGCAAGGGCAAGACCAGGCAUCAGCAGCAGCGAAGCACCAACAGCCGAGUUGCCAGCUGAGAGUCGCAGCGCUGGUAGUAGACGUAGUCGUCGCAGCAGCAGCGCAGCCCUCGUCAGCGAAGAUUGCCGCCACGGCUUUCACCGAGAUGGUUGGCCUGGCGGGCGGGGGAGCGCACCUCUACCCCUCGCCCCCGAUGCAGCCUAACCCAGAGCUAAGGGAGAUGCCUGGCAUGACUCCCGCUGCUCCAACGAGUGCUGAUGCUUGUUUAAGCAUAGUUCACUCCCUUAUGUGCCAUCGACAGGGUGGAGAGAGUGAAGGUUUUAGCAAGCGUGCUAUUGAAUCUCUGGUGAAAAAACUGAAGGAAAAAAGAGAUGAACUUGACAGCUUGAUCACUGCUAUUACGACCAACGGCGCACACCCGAGUAAAUGCGUGACGAUACAAAGGACAUUGGAUGGCAGGUUGCAGGUCGCCGGCCGCAAGGGUUUUCCACAUGUAAUUUACGCGAGAAUCUGGAGGUGGCCUGAUCUCCAUAAAAAUGAGUUGAAGCACGUGAAAUACUGCCAGUUUGCAUUCGAUCUCAAGUGCGAUUCAGUUUGCGUAAACCCAUAUCACUAUGAACGUGUUGUUUCACCUGGAAUAGACCUGUCGGGGCUGACGCUGCAGUCAGGAGUAGGGGUGGGUCCAGGUGGUCGUCUCGUCAAAGACGAGUACAGCGUGGGAGGCGGUGGCAACGUCGCCGCAGGCGCUGGAGCUGGCGUUGGUUCCGGAAUGGACGUCGACGGCGAGAUGAACCAAACGAUACAGCAUCAUCCACCGCCAGCAGGACAACCAGCAGCACCCGCCAACCCUCAGCAGUCACAGCAGCCUUUCAUGCCGAAUCUCGCCCAACCCGCAUCUGCUAACGGUGAGGGCAUGUAUAACGGGGUCGUGAGUAGUAGCAGUAACGGACCUCGCGCUCCAGCUCCAACCGGCAAACCUCACCUGGACGAUGCUGCCGCUCGACAGACCUGGAUACCUGCGGCGCCUUCUCAGCCGCAAAGCCAGACGCAGACGCAUCACUCGCCGACACCGCGAAACUUGCACCAUCGUAAUCAGCAGCAGCAACAGUCCUUGGGCUCGACGGGCGGCAGCAGUAGCAGCCAGAUUCUGAGUCCUACACAGGGACCUUCCAGCAGUGAGAGUUUCUACAGUGCAACGUCUCCCCCGCAGGAUCUCAACCAGGCACCGACGCCCGUCGAUGCUCUUCAGGCUACUCUCACUGGAGGCAGCCAAAGCUCACCAGUGUCACCUGUGCAUUUGCACCAUCAGAACGGUUUCGCGGUGGCUACCGUUGCUAACCCCUACAACACCGGUGCACCUCAAUGGACCGGCAACAACACUCUCACUUACACGCAGAGCAUGCAGCCACCUGAUCACCGACAUCUCCACGCGACUCCCUAUUGGGGUAAUCACGGAGGCGAGGUACCUGGGAAUAUAGGAACAGGAGCAACUCCAGGAUUAUUGUCAAGCCAGCCAGCGCCAGAGUACUGGUGCUCGGUAGCUUAUUUUGAACUGGAUACACAGGUUGGAGAAACAUUCAAAGUUAGCAGCAACUGCCCGAAUGUCACCAUCGACGGCUACGUCGACCCUAGCGGUGGCAACAGAUUCUGUCUUGGUGCUCUAAGCAAUGUACACCGCACAGAUCAGAGCGAGAAAGCUCGACUUCACAUUGGCAAAGGCGUAGUAUUGGAUUUGCGGGGUGAGGGUGAUGUCUGGCUCCGAUGUUUGAGCGAACACAGUGUUUUCGUUCAAUCAUACUACCUAGACAGAGAGGCCGGCCGUGCGCCAGGUGACGCCGUCCACAAGAUCUAUCCUUCAGCGUACAUCAAGGUUUUCGAUUUACGUCAAUGCCACAAACAGAUGCGAGGCCAAGCCGCCACGGCACAAGCUGCUGCUGCGGCUCAGGCUGCCGCUGUUGCAGGGCACCUGACCCAUGGUGCACCUAUCACCAAAAGUCUUAGUGCAGCUGCUGGUAUUGGCGUCGAUGAUCUGCGUCGGCUCUGCAUUUUGCGCUUAAGCUUCGUCAAAGGAUGGGGUCCUGAUUAUCCGAGAAAUAGUAUAAAGGAAACUCCGUGCUGGAUAGAGGUACAUCUGCAUCGUGCGUUACAACUUCUUGACGAAGUGCUGCAUACGAUGCCUAUCGAUGGGCCACGUGGAAUCGAAUAGCCGCAGCCUUUGGGCAGUAGUAGCAGCAGCAUUAGCAGCGGUCCGUUGACGUAAAAGAAAGAACGAGACAAAUACUCGAUCCGAUUCUUUUCUCUUUCUGCUAUCGAGGAAAAAAUAUGUACUAAGUGUGGGCUUAAAGCGUACCUACGCGCUCACACACGUACUAUGAAUAAAAAAAUUUACCAAGCCAAGCGAGAAGUAAUGAGAGGCAAGCCAUUAUAUAAAUAUAUAUUAUAAAUAAUAAAAAGGUUAAAAUUGCGAAAAGCGUGCUUGACGAAUUAUUACAAAGCGCGACUCAUUCGAAUAUUUCAUAUGCGCUGUACAUUAACUAUAAAUGGAUGAUGAAUGAGAAUGUAGUUUUAUAAUACGACGGUUAAACGUACAAAGACAGACAAAAAAAAUGAGAUAGACGGAUACACACAGCCUUUUGCACGUAUUUGCAAAUUGACAAAGUUAUGAAGAGAGCAAGAGAAGUGUGUACGCAUGUACGUGCGAGUAGAGAAAUAUCGUCGAUAAGUAAUGAAACUGGAUAUUCAUUUAUGUAUUGUAUCUUCAAAGAAGGCCUGUAGUCGAACUUCGUACUUUUAUCGUUUUGCUGCCAUCAGUUAUUUUUAUCAUAUGUUUUACAUAACUAUGAAAACACGUUUUAAUAUUUUCGCACGUGCAUCUAAAGUGCGUUUUCAGUAAUAUUCCUUGUUACGCAACUAGGAAUUGUUUCGUGCAUGGUUGGCAAAUUAAGGUGCUAAAAAUUAUUAAUAAAAAGAAUAUAUAAAAUAUUUUGUUUUGUAACCAAGUUGCUCAUCAUGGAAUAUUAUGAAACAGGAAAAAUAGAAAAUAUUAAAAAAGUUUUUCAUAUAACUGUUAAAAAUAAAAAAAGAGUUUUAUGAAAAUGACGUGUUGAGUUAUUAGGUGAUUUUUAUAAAUAAAUUUUGAUUAUAGCCUUCUUUUGAACUAAAUAGAAGAUCUAAAAUGCCGUAGCUGACAUUUUUGGAGGUGGAACAAGCAGAGUAACGUUAAAUUUUUUUAUUAUUAUUAUUAUUAUUAUCCUAUAAGGAGGUGUGAUGCACCGAUUUGUUUUCUUAUUAAAAAUUUGACUUGCAAUGUAUAACCAUCUGUUGAUGUUGGCUUUUAAAACAAUAUAGAAAAACUUGUUAGUUUUUUUCAUUUCCUAAAUAUUAUGUGGUAUAAUAUGUUUACAGCAAUAGCGUUUAUUCCACCUCCUACUGUUUUUUAAUGUUACUUUAUCACGUAGUACUUGUUGAAUACUUAUAUAUUUGCUGUUUUAUGAUCUUUUUUUAUUAUAUAUUAUCAAGACAAAAUUGUUCGUAUACGCCGUAUUUAGAAAUGCGAUAAUAUUAUUGUAUAGAGUGAAAAGCAUAAUGAUAAUGAGAAUGGAAAUACAAAAUAGUUGUGUAUACCAAGACAAUUAUUUCAAAUAUAGUCAUUACAUGCACCAACUCAGCGAUCAUACUUAUAAAGCAAUCAUACAUAGUAAAGAGUAUAAAUAUGAAUUAAGGGAGAUAGACAAGAAAUAUAUACAUUUAAAUAUACUAUAUGUCACUCAUAUUUGCAUAGAUGCUUGUUAAUAAUUAAUUAUCAGUGGAAGUAAAAUUUGACACCUGAUUUUUUACAUGGUAUUUUGUGUUUCAGUGAUUUUAAAUUUUUGCGUUGCCUGCAUUAAGAGGCUGUUAACACCACAGUUAAAUGCUACUGUUUGGAUUGUACUACUGACAUUGAACGCAUACUUUUAUACGUACAUCGAAAAAUAAAAUACGUUUGAAUUAUCUAAUUUUCACCAUUGACGAUGUUAUUUGUCUUUUAUCAACAACUAUACCCACUUUCUUGAUAACAUCGUGAAUGGCAAAAAAUUAUUUGAAUAUAUUUUGUCUUUUGAUUAAUUGAAAUAGAAAUACAUAUAUGUCUAUAUGUAAAUGAAUUUUUCCGUAAUUAUACUUCUACCAUAUUCAUUCAUAUAAGAGUUUUAUUUACAAAUUCAUGGAUAUAAAGUAUUCAGAAUCAUUAAUUUAAAUCGACUAUUUAAUUUUUCUUUCUUAAAUAAGAUUACUUUUAUGAAUUCCUUUAAAACACAACGUUAUCACCGUAUAAUACAGUCUGCCGUAUAUAGCUUAAAUUCUUAUCACUAAUUUUCUAUCUAAAAUAACAUCGCUGUUUUUUGAGAAAGAGAGACUAAAAGAGUAAUGGCGGAUGACACUGUGAUGUAAAAUGAAAAAAAAUAAGCAAACUGAUAAGUGAACGAACAAAAUAGAAAUCGCCGAUACUAGAACCUUAAUAAUGCGGCCUGCGUUAUACUGCUGUGUGUAUAAUGCUUUUAUAUAUGAUGUAAUGUACCGAAAAAGAAAAAAAAACGGAAUACGGAAUAUCACACUGCCCUAGAGCAAAAAAGUUAAUAAAUUAAUGUGCGCAAAUGGCAAAGAUCCGAGACGCAAAAUCGUAUACAUGGUUUUUUUGUUGCUCCGGAAAAUAAGAACAAAUAACAAUAAACAAGAAUGAAUAGAUAAAAUAAUAAUCGAUGUGCCAUUUUUUAAUACUAAAUAACGGAGAAUAUAAGAUUUAGGAAUUUUUUACAAAUUAUAUUUUUUUUACGCGCAAGCACAUGAAACCUGGAUAACGUGGCACACAUUUUAAUCGUGGUGCUCGACUUAUAAAUAAACAUUAAAAAUAAAUCGUAUGAGAGAAUAAAUAAUGCUUUUGUAGACGGCAAACUUAUGAAAAUGAAACUACAGGAACACAUGCGUAUGUAUGUUGUUCAAAAAAGAGCAGAUUGUCGGAUUGUGAAUAUAUGUACCUUAUUCUCUGCGUAACAGUUGCAAAAAAAAUGAAAACAAGGAUGAAAUCAUGUAAGAAAUAAUAAAAACAGAGAAACCAUAGGCACGUAUUGUGCAUCGAAGGCGCACAACAGUACUCAAAUCUAGAAUUGAAAAGAGCUUUCGCAUUAGUAUCUUACUGGCACCUUUAAAAUGCAUUCUCAAUACAGAUAUGAAUAAUUUUUGGAUUUUAUUUUCUUUGGUUUCAUUUUUUGUCUCUGUCGCUAUGUAUUUCGUAGUUUAUUUUCAAAUUGAAUGUUGUCAUCAGAAAUUUAGCUACAAAUUCUUAGGUGUUAUUCACAAUGAUGUAAGGGGGAAAUAUCCUUUUCUUUUUAGUAACAGAACAUAGAUUUGUAGAUGGUUAGAAAUCAUAAUGUAUUUUAAAAAUGAUAAAUUGUAAGUUACAUAAGAAUAGUUAAUAGUUUUGAUGAUAAGAUAGAUUAUCUGGAUAUUUCUCGUUCUAUACGAGAAUAUAAUUUGUAAGACUCACGCUGGCUCGCAUCUUCGUAGAACUGUAAUAUAUCAGCAAUAAUUAGAUUUCUCAUUUUUAGGCUUAGCUAUAUUUAAAUAAUAAUAAAGUCAUCUAAAAAAAUGCUUAAGGAUAAUCAAUACAGAAAAUGAGAGUCAUAGUGUUUGUACUUUUCGAUACUACUCC